Molecule: messenger RNA, 1677 nt
Organism: Dovyalis caffra
Lineage: Eukaryota; Viridiplantae; Streptophyta; Magnoliopsida; Malpighiales; Salicaceae
Source: the annotation of a GenBank genome assembly
AUGGCUGAAUCACUUGUAUCCCCACUCCUGGAGCAGAUCACAACAAUCGCUACUCAGCAGGUACAAGAAGAGGUGACAUUAGUGGUCGGUGUGGAGGAAGAAGUCGAAAAGCUUACUAGCAAUCUCAGUGCAAUCCAAGCUGUUCUUGAAGAUGCUGAGAGAAGACAACUCAAGGAGGCUGUUGUAAGAGAUUGGAUCAACAAGCUUAAACAACUGGUUUAUGAUAUUGAUGACGUGCUGGAUGAGUGGAGCACAGCUAUCCUUAAAAGACAAACACAUGAGGAAGCUGAAAAUCAAGCGGUUUCAAAGAAGAUGGUAUGUUCCUUCUUGCCCUCCCCUUGCUCUUGUUUCCAAAAAGUGAUUCACCGUCGUGAUAUUGCCCUCAAGAUAAAAAAGGUCAGUGAAAGAUUAGAUGUGAUAGCCAAAGAGAAAGCGAGGUAUAGGUUUGAAUCUGACAAGGGCAUUGAAGAAACUGAGCGUUUGAUAAUGGAUGGCAAUGACCUUGAAGAAUCAUACACAGCCACUUCUUACGAAAGAGUUCGUCACUCAACUGUGGAGCUUUCAUCACAAGGCCAUUUUCCUGUAUCCAUCUACAAAGCAAAGAAUCUUCGCAGCCUCUUGAUGAUCAACGCUACAAAUCCUUCCCUUGGAGCCACACUACCUGAUUUAUUCAAGCAGUUGACAUGCCUCAGGUCAUUGGAUUUGUCACGUUCUUCAAUCCAAGAAAUACCAAUUGAGGUAGUGAAAUUGAUACAUUUGAGAUACCUGGAUUUGUCAUAUUGUCGUAAAUUGAAGUCACUACCAGAAACCAUAUGUGAUUUAUGUAAUCUGCAAUCCCUAGCUGUUUCUUGGUGUGACUCUAUAAAGGAAUUACCCCAGGCAACUGGAAAACUUACCAAAUUGAGGCAUCUGAUGGUUGAUUAUUCAGGAGUAGCUUUCAUACCCAAGGGAAUAGAGAGGUUAAGUUCUCUUCGAACAUUAGAUCGUUUCCCUGUGUGUAGUGAUGGUGAGAAUGCAAGUAAAGCAGCCAAUCUUGGAGAAUUGAAAAACUUAAACCAGCUUAGAGGAAGUCUUUGGAUUGAGAAACUAGGAAAUAUGGUAGAUGUGAGUGAAGCUGAGAAAGCAGAACUGAAGAAUAAGAAGCACCUGCAGCGGUUGGCAUUGUGGUUUGAUGGGGAGAAAACAGAGUUGCGAGCAAAUGAGGAAGCUUUAAUUGAAGCGUUGCAACCGCCAUCAGACCUGGAUGUUCUACACAUAGAGGACUACAGCGGGAUCUUUUUGCCCAAUUGGAUUAUGUCAUUAACCAGAUUAACAAAGCUUGAACUCGUUGAUUGUGGAAACUUUGAGGUUUUGCCUCCUCUGGGAAGACUGCCCAACCUUGAAUACCUAGAAUUGAUGGGGCUGAAGCAGAGAAGGUUGGAUGUUGGAUUUUUAGGCAUAGAAAAUGUUGACAAGGCUUAUAUCAAUGAAGGAGAACUGGCAAGGGUCCCUGCUUUUCCCAAAUUGAAACAACUCAAAAUUUGGUAUCUGGAAGAACUAGAAGAGUGGGACGAUUGGAUAGAAAGGAGAGUGGGAGAAAAAGAUGCUACAACUUCAAUCAUAAUGCGACAACUUCAAGAAUUGAGAAUUUCUGACUGUCCAAUAUUGAAGUUAGAAGAUCUUGAACCACGACUUUAG